This is a messenger RNA of Herpailurus yagouaroundi (jaguarundi), 3927 nucleotides long. It is a transcript of the gene MRPL35, whose product is annotated as mitochondrial ribosomal protein L35. The coding region runs from base 375 to 935 and encodes 186 amino acids. Gene Ontology annotation, cellular component: ribosome; mitochondrion. Gene Ontology annotation, molecular function: structural constituent of ribosome. Gene Ontology annotation, biological process: translation. The record is from RefSeq and is a predicted model, not a curated record. The transcript has 4 exons. NCBI's taxonomy places the organism in Eukaryota, Metazoa, Chordata, Mammalia, Carnivora, Felidae.
UCACUUCCUUCAGGAGUGGUUUCUAAGAAUUUCUGAGGGUUUUUUUGUUUUGUUUUAACCAAAACACCAAGUUUGGAUGACCUUGUGAAAAUUGGGACAUUUUCUUGUCUACAGUCCUCCUCUUCAAUUCACUUAAUCUUUCAAAAAUUAUUUCCUAGCUUAUCAUGUCUGCAAAUAUUUUCAGUUCUUUGAAAUAUAUUUAUGCCUGGAGACUUGAAUGCCUUGUACUGAGUAGAGAAUUUCACUUCUAAGUUCCCCCCCAAAAGAGCUCUCUCAAAUGUCUCCUGAAUCAUGGAUUUCAGCUAACUUAUUAAUGUUUAUGCUACCCUUUUUAGUUUGAAAAUUGUUAUCUUGGAGAACAGAAAAGCAAAAAUAUGGGUUUUAAGUAUUCAAUCUUUCUCCUGCCCCCAGGAGUCUUACGGCCCCUGAAUAUUUUGGUGUCUUCAGCCUGUCAAAACGGUGUCAAGAAUGCCUGUCUUAGUUCUGCACUGUCCACCCGGCAUUUUAGUUCUCUGCAGACACCAGUUGUUGCCUCUGCUCCCAGACUUGCCACGUCUGUCAGAAACCUGACGUGUGGACAUACUGCAGCAAUCCUCAAUAGAGCGGCCCCCUUGCUUCCAAAUGUCCUGAAGCUACCAGUCAGAACCGUAACAUACUUCAGUUCACGGAAAGGGAAGAGAAAGACUGUGAAAGCUGUCAUCUACAGGUUUCUUCGACUUCAUUCUGGCCUGUGGCUAAGGAGGAAGGCUGGUUAUAAGAAAAAAUUAUGGAAAAAGACGACUGCAAGAAAAAGGCGCUUGAGGGAAUUCGUGUUCUGCAAUAAAACCCAGAGUAAGCUCUUAGAUAAAAUGACAACGUCUUUUUGGAAGAGGCGAAACUGGUAUGCUGACGAUCCUUAUCAGAAGUAUCAUGAUCGGACAAACCUGAAAGUCUAGAUCAGAAGUUUUAGGACUUCCCAGUUACUGAAUAUGUAUCUUUGUGUAAAUGAUGUCUUUGCAAGAAUGAGUAAGUGUAAAACUUGAUGUAAAUUGUGCCAAUUGGUAUGGAAACAUACAGUUCCAACAUUAAACUUAUUAAAGUUUUAAAACUUAAUGGAUUAAACAUUUCAAAAUUUGUUCAGGGAAAUGAGAGUUUAAAAUUGUUGAUUAUUUUUAACAAAUGGUAAUGGCUUAACUAUUUCCACUUAGGCUUAUCUAGUUGCAAGGAAUUUGAAGUUAGAGCAGGCAUAAGAAGACUGAAAGCCAACAAGUUACCUCAAGCAGUGUGACAUUAUUUGAAGGAUGUGUGCCUGGGAACUCAGGAACCGUCUCACCAGCUCCAUCCCCCUCCCAGAAAUAACCCCCAGGUCUCAGGAACGAACAGAAAUUGUAGGGUGUUCCAAGAUCCAAGGCACCUCUAAGGGCCUCAGGAGCAAAAGAUGCUAGAUUUUUAGGGUCGGGGGUCUGCCAUGCAUGUGACUCAGUUUCUGCCCCCAUCAUAAUCCUAGCUCAUACCUUUCGGGUUGUUUUCUGCAUCCUAACCCUCAGCUCCCAUCUCCAGGCUCCAGUUGCCAAGAGUCUCUAACUGGGCCAGCUUAUCUCUUUACACCAGGUCUUCUCAGGGGUCAUUGACCGGUGUCAGGAGCCCACCCUGCCUCAGUUGGUUGUGUUAGCAGGUUCACAUGGAGCAGUUUCGCUUAGAGGUGAGCUUGGGGUUGUAGCACACAUCUAGUAUGCUAGGCUUAUUGGUUCAUAACAGUUCUCAGUUUAUUGGAACAGGAUUUUUAUAGGGAGAAGAGUAAAUCAAACAGCCUUUCUGUAUGCCCAUUCAUGAAACAGAAGAGGCUUUACACGUGAGGACAAAAACGUCUUAUUCAAGAGUUGAAAGGUACUGUAUUUUCUAAAAGAUGACUUAUCUACCAGAGAUUUCAUGUUUUUAAUUGUGAGGAUAAACAUUUUCCAAAGGCACAUUGUAGACACUAAGCAAGAGUUAAGCAUUGUUCAUUUGAAGAGGGCUGGGUAAGAGGCAUUAAGGAAAAUUCUCUUCACCAUGUGGUUAAAGCUAGGGCAGUGGUUCUGAGCUGUCCCAUCAGAGUCAUCUGGGAAGCAUUUUCCAACAAGAGAGCACUUGGCCUGGUUGAAAAACCACUGUAGAUCUUAACCAACUUACGAUGGGGUUACACCCCAGUAAACCUAUUGUAAAUUGGAAAUAUUGUUAAGUCAAAAACGCAUUUAAUACACCUAAGCUACCAAACAUCGUAGCUUGGCCUAACCUACCUUACAUGUGCUCAGAAUACUUGCAUUAGCUUACAGUUGAGCAAAAUCAUCUAACACAAAGCCUAUUUUAUACUGAAGUGUUGACUGUCUUGUGUUUAUUGAAUUCUGUACCAAAAGUGAAAAACAGAAAGGUUGUGUGUGGGUGAGGAUGGUUGUAAGUCUAUCCGUUGUUUACCCUUCUGAUCACGUGGCUGACUGGGAGCCUCGGCUCGUUCCCACUGCCCAGCAUCACGAGAGAAUAUCUUACCACAUAUCACUAGGCCAGGAAAAGAUCAAAAUCAGAAUUUUUAAAAGUACGGUUUCUACUGAAUGUGUGUUGUUUCACACCAUCAUAAAGUUGAAAAACCUAAGACCGUCGUGAGUCACGGACUGUGUCUAUUAAUUAGAAUUCUGCCUCAAUUACUAUUUCAAAUCCUUUAAUAGUUGAUGAUAAGAUGAAGUUUCUCUAUUGUUAAUAGAAUAAGGUUAAAGAUAACCAAGUUGAAAUUCUGUGGCAAGUCAGGAGAGGAACUUCUUGAAACCAGUGCAUGUUCCUUAAAAGGAAGAGGGGUGACAAUAGAGUGUUCCAAAACUAGAAGGCCACCUGUAUGUCUGUUUAUGUGACCAAUUAAUAAAGAGCAGACAUUUGAUUGGAGAUGAGGUAAGACUGCAGCAUGCAGUGGCAUUCUGUUUUGAUGGGUUUUCAUUUUCUUGUAACUUCUGAGAUGGCAGAAUCUAAGCACUUCAAGGUUUCCACAUCACUUCUUACCCAUCCAGCUCCUGCCUCCACUCACCCCUGGUAGCAGGAUGGAACUGGUACCUGAAGAAGUUGAGGAGGAGGCCACUUUCCCACUGCCUCUGUGACUUCGCUAGUACAAAUACAGACAACAAAGCUCUCAGUUAUAGGGGCCUCAGAGCACCUUGGUUUUUCCCGUAGACCCAGGGUAGGAGGGGUAGAGACCAGAACCAGCAACCAGACCUCAGCAUCCAGACACGGAUUGAGGUGUAAGGGCUGCCACACAUGUGAUUUCGGAGAAAGGGAAUUUUCGUGUAUAUGACUUUUGUUUUAUGGGUAGCAGGGCUUAUCAUCCACACUGAUUUUAUACUCUGACAACCAAACAUCUUUCAUUAAAGAGCCUACUGAAAUGGCACCGAACUUUAUGUGAAGGUAUAAUUUAUUGAAUACCAACUGCAUUCCAGCAUAGGGAUGGGCAUAUACAUACAAAACUGAAUCCUCAUUCCAACUUUGCAGGGGAGGUUUUUUCUUUAAGUUUAUUUAUUUUUUUAGUAAUCUCUGCACCUGUUGUGGGACUAGAACCCACGACCAUCAGAUCAAGAGUCUCACACUCUUCCAACUGAGCCAGCCAGGUGACCAAGGGAGAUACUUUUUAAUCCCUGGUUUAGAUUUGAGGAAACUCCAGCUUAUAGAAGGUUAAAUAAAUUACCCAAAAUACAGCUAAUAAGUCACAGAACCUAGGUCUAACUUCCUGGAAUCCUAUGCAUUUCCUGGAGUCUUUUAACGUGAAAAUUCAUAUCUAAAUUAAGUGACUGUGACCUAGUAGUAUAAAUACUAAAUACUUAUUCAUGACACUGUACCAAGUCAGCCUUUGCUUUUCUGUUAUUUGUCAGUUCUUCACCUGGUUAAUCUCAGUUCUGUUGCCAUUGGACUUGGCUCAAUAAAUGAAUAAAUGAA